GAGGUCGUAAUAAAAUUGAUCUUUUUGGACAGUGCAGGCUGUGUGUGGAUAAAGGUUAUGAAAUACUUUUUUGAGCAUCAUGAAAACAUCUGUGUGAUGUGCAUUUUUUAUGUUACUUUUCAAGUAAUAUUUUUGGAAUAUGAAGACUAUAUUUUUUCUGAAAUGGAAAGGCAAUAUACUUAAAAUUUUCAGAUUAUGUACAUGUGAAAAUUUGUAUAGAGUUUUUUUUUUUCUUAAAAGACAGUUUUUCUUUAGGAAUUGCUCUAAAGAGAUCUGAUUUUUUGUUUUCAUCUAAAUUUGGCAAAUGUAGAGAAAAGCUUAUUUUUCUUUUGUAAAAUCUUCUGGGAAUUUAUUUGGAUGUAUACUGAAUGUCAGUGAAACUUGGUGAGUCUGAAUAGUUUGGUUAUUCUAAACAACCAGUGAAUUAAUUGUGUGUGAAAAAAAAGGAUUAAAAAAAUCCUAUUUGUAACUUACAAUUCUAGGAGAAACUCUGGCAUAUAACCUAAAAUCUAGAGGAUUAAAUUAUUAUAUAAAUAACAUAGCCCAGAAAAAAAGCAGGCAGAGAUUAAGUAAUAUAUUCCUGGCUUUACAUCUAAAGUAAAAAGCUAUGUAUACACCAAAUAUAUUUUAUCUACUGUUUCUUUAAUGAAGUUCUUGUAUUCCAUAAAUUUCUUGAUUAGCUUCCCUUAGUAUUUUUUUGUUCCUGUGGCUGACUCUGAGAUGAUGUUUAGAACCAGGCUAAUUUCAGUCUUAAAGUAGACUAAUAUUACUGUGUCAUUAAUCUGAUUUUUUCAAUUGCCAUAGCUGGUUAGCAUGGGAUUUAGAGAUUGAUUUGAGUCAUUGCAGUAAACUCAUGAUAAUCUUUACCCUUUUUAAAUUUGUUUGAGUUUGAGGAAGUUAAAUCACAGUAGUAGUGCUUACAAACCUGUCUCAGACUAUACUAUCUGAAUUUCCAGGGAAAAAAAAAAGAGAUGCAAGAAAAUUUACUUUUCCCUUACUGUACUUAAUAGCUAAAGUAACUUAAAGGCUGAAAGAAAUAAGGUAGAAACAAGAAGAGAAGUAAAAUAUUUGAAAUGAGAAAACAGGACAUAAAAUAUGAAGUAAAUAAGCAAAGAAAAGAGAAAUUAAGCCUAAGGUAUAGAAAUAUCUAGAUUUGUAUUUUCUGUUGAAUUCUGGCACAGAGAAAAUAAUUUUUUUUGUGGAAGUCAAUUGAUGGUAUUUUAUCAUUAUUUCCUUUUUCAAUUGUGAGGCAUUAUGAAGAACGCAGAAUUUUUCUGGAGUCUUUCAGUGUGAUCAAGUAUUUUGUUUGUCAUGUGACAUCUCUGUUGUUUAUUCUGGUUUGAAAAGGUAUGGUUUAACUCUGACAUAUGCAUUACAAUUGUAUUUUGGAUGAUUUAGACUGCUUUGGAGAAAAUCUCACUAUUGUCUCCCCUUAACACUUGCUUGGCUCAGUGUGUUUGAACUACAUUCAUUUCUCAGAAAUCUAGUCUCUGAGUUCUGCUGUAGGUGCAGAGUGCUCUUCUAUCUCUACUGGGGACAUGGAGUUCUGCAUCCAUCAUGAAAUUCCUGGGAAAAUUUGAAUGGUCCAUGUGACAGUGAUGUUUGCUUCUGGAGACUAGAUGAAUUCUAAUCCAAAAUAAACGCUCUUGAACAGCUAGCAUAGGAGUGUCAGCACCAGCUGCUUUGAUCUACUGAUCCAUUUGUACGGUUUCAGAUUACUUUCUAAUGGGGACAGAGCCAUAGUUGUUCACUUCGGUUAUAGGUCAGUAGAUGAGGGCAGUGAACCUCUAAGAUAUGUACCUAUGCUACAAGUCCAGCCAUAAGUUUGGCUGCUGAUUGAGAAAAACUUUUAAGUGCCAGGAAUACUUAUUUUCAAUUUUACUAAUAUAAACCAUUGAUGAAGCACAUAAAUACUACAAAUGACAGUGGUUCAAAUGACUAAAUCGUAGCUGCCUUUUGUAAUUCUGAUGGAUUAGUUUGGGUUUUUUUCCAUGCUUACAUUAUUAAAUUGUUUAACAGAGGAGUCUUCUGAUUUAUUUCAUUUUAUGACUUUUUUCAAGUAUUCGAAAAUAUGUAUGCUUCCCACCCCAUAUGUUUUGCAGGAGCUGCUCAUCUGCAUUGAUAAAACCCCAAGGCCAGUGGUUUAUGGCAGUCAUUAAGUAAGAGCAAGACAAAAAAUGAAAAAGGGAUGGUCUUUGCAGGCUUUUGCAGUUAUUAUCCUUUUUUGUGGCUUAGCUGUCAUGAGUCAUGACAGACCUUUUUUUUUUCCUGCCUGGAAUGAAUUCCUCAGUUGUUAAGGUGUUGAAAAUCUAAGUAAUAUUUAGGUGCUGGUGUUAAAUCAUUUAAUCUUGAAAUAGCAGUUGAAAGAAUACUCUCCAUCUGCCCUGUUUAAUUUUAAGUUCAGAGUUUCCCAAGAAUAUUGCAUACUUAACUGUAGUAUAAUAUCCCACAUAUGUAAGCCAGUAAUUAAGACUAAAUUCAGCUAUGUUUCUUGUUUAUUACAUCUUUGCAGAAUAUCUACCUUGGCUGUCAGCAAUUUUUCUAAAAAAAUUCCAACAUUUAAUUAAGAUCUCUGUUGACAGGGAUGUUUAAACCUACAGUCUUUUAACAUAAUUAUUAAAAUCCACCCAAAACUAUUAAGCAUGUAACAGCAUAAGCAGCAGCAGCAUUUUAAAACUGAAAAAAAUAACUGGCUUUAAUAAAAACAAUAAAGCUAUUGCUGUAUUAUUUAAUUUGUUCAAAAUUGAGAUGUAAGCCUCAAUUUAACAUGAAGAAAAAAGUUGAGAGUCAAAGUGUGAGUUGUAAGCCUGUAAGCUCUGAAGACUCCUCAUUAUUUUAAGUAAUCUGGCCUUAAGAAUAUUUCACUGUUAUGUUGAAGUGCUCUGUUUGUGUAUUUUUAAUGUGUUUUGUAUAAAUAAACUGUUUCAAACUUUAAUGUGUGCUUAAAUACAAUACAGAUGUUUUCAUUCCCUGUUAGUAUAUGGUUUGAAUGUAAAAUUAAUGUUAAUUUCAGGAUUUCCUCUGCAUAUUGAUAACUUUGGUAUCCCAUUCGUCAAUACCAGUGUUUUAUAGGCCACUAGGUCUAUUAAACAAUUCUUGCAAUGUGUUGAGCAGAAGGGAAUUAAAUAAAACCUGAUUGUAAUUUUGGGAACUCUCCUUAAUGCUGGGAUUUUGAGAGUGCAGAGAAGUCUUUGAGGGGCCGGAAAUAAGCACUCAGAAAUGUGUCUUAGUACAUAGAAAUAUAUGUGGUCUGAUCGUUCUAUGAAAGAAAAACUUGAGAAUUGUAGAAGAUAAAAAUUUAAAAAUUGAGGCAGAUUAAAGUGAUUCAGGUGUGGCAAAUGUGGUCCUAAGUAGUUGAUAUGACUUUUUUGUUGAGUAUGACAAAUGUUAAAAAGGACUAAUAGUUCUCACAGCAGUAACUUUGAGGAAUCAUUUGAAACUUUGUAGGGUUUAUAUGGGGUGCCAGGAUAGAAUCUGAAUUUCCAGAAUACAAAAAUGAAUUUGUGAUGUUUUCCCCACCCUUAACCUAAUCUUUAAAAUUCUUAUCUUAAAUAUUCUAGCUGCAAAGUUUAUAGGAACUUGGUGUAGAAUUUCCUGAUAUAUUUUGUCUUUCAGUCAAUAUCUUGAUCUUAAAAGAUUUUUGAAAGAAUGGGAGACACAUGACAGAAUUUUGCUGUGAGCAUUGAAUUAGUCUGCAUUCUGAAAUGCAGACUAAUGCAUCUGAAAGCCUUCAUUAUAAAAAUUCCCAGUGCCUGUAGUGUAAUGUUCUCAUCAUAAUUAAUCAAUGAUGUGUAAUUUACAAUUAAAUUAACUGGAGCCAAUAUUUUGGAGAUGAUACUGAUAUAUGAGAAAAAAGAAAUUUUUGUCUUUUGCUGUUUCAGCUUAGCACAAGCUCUGAAAGAGGAGGGAGUGCAUGCUUCUACUGCUCAGGAGAAUAAAGAAAAAUUCGGAAUUUAUUUUCUGCGGAAGAGGAUACAUCUAACUCCACAUUGUUCUUCACAGAAACCAGGUUUCAUCCCUAAAUCACAUACUUUAACAAGUCCCAAAGUGUAAAAGGCAAGCGUACAAAUGUCUACCACAAGACUAAAGUGUGAUAUGUUAUGUUUUUUACCAUAAGCACCCAUAAAAUGAGCUCCAUUGCAGACAGAAAUGACGGAAGCAUUUUUGAUGGGCUGGUGGAAGAAGAUGACAAAGAUAAAGCAAAAAGAGUGUCUAGAAACAAGUCCGAAAAGAAACGUCGAGAUCAGUUUAAUGUGCUUAUCAAAGAGUUGGGUUCCAUGCUUCCAGGUAAUGCUCGGAAGAUGGAUAAAUCCACUGUGCUGCAGAAGAGCAUUGACUUUUUACGGAAGCACAAAGAAAUUACUGCACAAUCAGAUGCCAGUGAAAUUCGUCAGGACUGGAAACCGACAUUCCUUAGUAACGAAGAGUUCACACAGUUAAUGUUAGAGGCUCUUGAUGGUUUUUUUUUAGCAAUUAUGACAGAUGGAAAUAUAAUAUAUGUGUCUGAAAGUAUAACUCCCUUACUUGAACAUUUGCCAUCUGAUCUUGUGGAUCAGAGUGUAUUUAAUUUUAUCCCAGAGGGGGAACAUUCAGAAAUUUAUAAAAUAUUGUCUUCUCAUCUGCUGGAAAGUGAUUCCUUGACACCGGAAUACUUAAAAUCAAAAAAUCAGCUAGAAUUCUGUUGCCAUAUGCUGCGAGGAACAAUAGAUCCAAAAGAGCAACCUACAUAUGAAUAUGUAAAAUUUAUAGGAAAUUUCAAAUGUUUGAAUCAUGUUCCCAACUCAGCGCACAAUGGUUUUGAAGGAACUAUUCAGAGAUCACACCGGCCUUCAUAUGAAGAGAAAGUUUGCUUUGUAGCCACAGUUAGAUUAGCUACACCUCAAUUUAUCAAGGAAAUGUGCACUGUUGAAGAACCCAAUGAAGAGUUCACAUCUAGGCACAGCUUAGAAUGGAAGUUCCUAUUCUUGGAUCACAGGGCACCUCCCAUAAUAGGUUAUCUUCCAUUUGAAGUUUUGGGAACAUCAGGCUAUGAUUAUUAUCAUGUGGAUGAUCUAGAUAAUCUGGCAAAAUGUCAUGAGCAUUUAAUGCAAUAUGGGAAAGGGAAGUCAUGUUACUACAGAUUCCUUACAAAGGGACAACAGUGGAUUUGGCUGCAAACUCAUUACUAUAUCACGUAUCACCAGUGGAAUUCCAGGCCAGAGUUUAUUGUCUGUACGCACACUGUUGUAAGUUAUGCAGAAGUUAGAGCAGAAAGACGACGAGAACUUGGUAUUGAGGAAUCUCUUCCAGAGAUAACAGCAGAUAAGAGUCAGGACUCUGGGUCUGACAAUCACAUAAACACAGUGAGUCUCAAAGAAGCACUGGAAAGGUUUGAUACCAGCCCCACACCUUCUGCUUCCUCCAGGAGUUCGAGAAAAUCUUCACAUACUGCAGUAUCGGAUCAUUCAUCAACACCAACUAAAAUGACAGUGGACACUAGCACUCCUCCAAGGCAAGGCUUAUCUGGUCAUGAAAAGACUGCGCAAAGAAGAUCAUCUCUGAGCAGUCAGUCUUUAAGCUCACAGUCUCUUGGACAACCAGUAACACAGCCAGCAAUAUCUCAGCCUGCAACUCUGCAGCUCCAGUCUGGAAUGACUCAGCCUGUGUUUCAGUUUUCAGCUCAGUUAGGAGCUAUGCAACAUCUUAAGGACCAGCUAGAGCAAAGAACACGCAUGAUAGAGGCAAAUAUUCAUCGGCAGCAGGAAGAGUUGCGUAAGAUUCAAGAGCAGCUUCAAAUUGUUCAUGGUCAAGGACUCCAGAUGUUCUUGCAGCAGUCAGCUUCUGGACUCAACUUUGGUUCUGUGCAGCUUCCUUCUGGAAAUUCUUCAACUGUUCAGCAGCUUACACCAAUAAACAUGCAAGGUCAAGUUGUUCAGACUAAUCAGACUCAAAGUGGGAUGAACACAGGCCAUAUAAAUACUCCACACAUGAUACAGCAGCAGCAGCCUUUGCAGAGUACUGCAACACAGCAUAAUCAACAAAAUGUGCUUAGUGGACACAAUCAGCAGUCUUCUCUUGCCAGCCAGUCACAGAACACAGUCUCGGCACCUUUGUACAACACUAUGGUGAUUUCUCAGCCAACAGCAGGAAAUGUGGUGCAGGUUCCCUCUAGCUUAUCACAGAACAACAACCAGAAUGCUGCUGCAGUAACCACUUUUACACAGGACAGACAAAUCAGAUUUUCUCAAGGUCAGCAACUUGUAACAAAACUUGUCACGGCCCCAGUAGCAUGUGGAGCGGUAAUGGUACCAAGUACUAUGUUUAUGGGACAGGUGGUGACAGCUUAUCCCACUUUUGCUGCCCAACAGCAGCAGACACAGACUUUGUCAAUAACACAACAACAGCAACAGCAGCAGCAGCAGCAGCAACAACAGCAAAGUCAGCAGGACCAUCAGCAGCAGCUCACCACAGUACAACAGCCAGCUCAGUCACAGCUGACCCAGCACCCUCAGCAGUUCCUACAGACAUCCAGGUUACUUCAUGGAAAUCAGUCGGCUCAGCUUAUUCUCUCUGCUGCUUUCCCACUACAACAAAGCACUUUCACUCAGUCCCACCACCAGCAGCAUCAGUCUCAGCAGCAGCAGCUGUCACGACACAGAACUGACAAGAUGACUGAUCCUUCCAAAGUUCAGCCACAGUAGUGUGGGUGCAGCCUCUUUUUGAAGCAAACUGCCAGGAGGGGCUGCCCCACAGACACUUGCACUGAAGCUACAGAGGUAACAGUACGAAGGCUUUCUACCACCAUGGUGUUGAGAUCUCCUUUUAACUUCUGGAAUCUGUUAAGAAAAGCCACAAGAUGAUGAUGGGGACAUGGCCAACUUUGAGAGUUGCCCCAGUUUCUGUGUUCUAAAGGAUUUGCUGCCAUGUUGUAAUUUGUCCAGGUGAAAUCUCCAGAUGUGACUGAAAUGAGAGUGAUGCUGAAAAUAUUGGUAUUUUUAUCAAUUCUGUACAUUUUUAAAGUAUUAAAACGGACAUGGAGCAAUUGUUUUGAAUUAGCAGGAAAAAAUGCCAGAAAUAUAGUCCAAAAACCAUCUAAUUUUUUUUCAGAUGAUUACAGGACAGUAAAUAUUUUGAAAAUGUUGUGUGAAAUCCAGUUCUCUGUUGUACAGAUGCUGUAAAAUAUUGUGUAUAUGUCUGCAUAAAAGAGAAAGAGCAAAAUAUUUUAUAUGAUGCAUGAAAAUGUAAUCUGUUAUUUGUAGGUUUGAAUAUGUUUCCCUAAAUUCUCACGCCAUACUCAGACUAAUGUUUUCCUCUGUUCUACCCUUUUGUUUACAACAUGAUGCAUCAUUAUUUUCACCCUUAAUGUGGGCACAAGUCUCUUGUUUGUGCUUUGUCUGUGAUGUCAGGAUUUGUUCGGUGAGGUAUAGUGUGUUGGUUAGUUGACUGCUUGAAGUUAAAUUAUUGAUGAAGCUGUUUGAACUGGUGAUCAUGCAUCAGGGUUCAGGACAUUCAGAUUCAUAAAUAUCAUCCAUCAUUUCAUAAUGAAUUCAUAAUUUUAUUUGAAAAAUAGGAAUUUGCACUGCUUUCUUGCGGAUGGUUUGGAAUUUUAUUCCCCAAAGCUAUCUUUUGAUAUAGUUCAUAGUUGGAAAUAUUUAUGUAAAAGGUUUAAAAAAAAUGACAGUAAUUUUCAAGAAUGUUUCAGUUAUAGGAGUAAUUUGCACAAAAAUAUAUUUACAUUUAAUAACCUUUUGGGCACUUUUUAACCACUUUCUCUGUGGUGAGAAUUGUAACUUGUUAAACCAUGUUGGAAUCUUUUUAUUCUCCUUCAAAAAUUAGUCAGAACUAAUUCAGGGUCAUUUUAACAACAACAACAAAACCCAUAGUGCCUUGAUUUUAAUUCAGGUGAUAAUGUUGAACAUCUUGAAUUACAAUGUCUUGAAUCUGUAACCAUUUUCAAUUUUGAAGUCUUAGCACAUUGUCAACCAAACUUGUGUAUCUACUUCAUAGAUAUUUCUGUAUUGUGUUAAUUUUAAGUGGUCUGAGUUGAGACCAUGAAUAUUUUUGACUGGUACUCCCCCUCAGACAGUAGCCAGAAAUAUAGGAGUCUCAAAAAUCUCAGAUCUUUAAGGUAAUACUCUUAAAAAAAAAAAAAUAAAAAAAAAAAAAUGCAGCAAACCUUAAAAGACAGGACUCCUUUUGCAGAAGGAAGAAUAAUGAGCUGAUUUUUUCUUUUUUUAAUAAUUUUUGGAAGCAUGGGGGAGAUCAUGAUUGCAUUUAACACUACCAGGUAUUGAUUUAAGAGCUAUCACUGAACUAAGACUUCAGAAGGCAACUUCACUUUAUAAAGAAAAUAAAAAGUUCCAACAGAUAUGUGCUAUUUAAGUAAAUGUUGGUAGGUUUUUAUGGUACUAGUUUGUGGAAACCAGAACUUCGGAGGAAAAUUAAUAAAUGCUGAUAGAUCUGAUAAUUAAUUAAAAACAAAAACCAGUAAAAGCAGUUAAAACUAGUGCUAGGGAGAGAAAGCUGGAUUAAUCUUGAAUUCUAAGGAGGAGUUGAAUGAAUGUAACCAAAUGGUGAUGGUCUAUUUUGUACUAUGGAACAGUUUGAUUGUAUUACUGGAUGAACCAAACCUGCAGGAGGUAAUACCAGUUUAGCCAAGCCUUUGAUGUCGUUGGUUACGUUUUGGGGCAAGCCUUCGCCUCUGCACGUGUCCCAGCAUUAGACCUUUGUUAUUCCCCAGUCAUAAAGCAAAUGUUUGGCACCAAAAAGCCAAGCAGUGAAGAAGGAGAGUGUGAGAAACACAGUACCAAAGAGAAUCAGAUUGCUCUCUGCUCCAAGAAGCCUAUGGCAACUUGGAGCAAGGAACAGAUGCCAAUACCAAACAUAGCAAGAAACACUUUCCCUUCUUUAAAGGGAAUUCUGGCAUUCUUCAGACUGGGAUAAUUGUCAGAGACCUGUUUCUGUAAAGUUCUAUGUAAAGAAAUCCUGCCUUGCUCUGCUAUCCCUGCCACUCCAUUCCACCUGUUUCUAUAUGAAGCUGCAUUGACUUAGAGGUCUGUGCUAUCACUUCUUUGCCUAAUGGAAGAUAGGUUAGAUACAGAUUUCUUUAACCAAUUACAAUAAAAAUAUAGCUCUAAAAAAGAAAACUGGGAGAGCUUUAAUAGUGCUGUUAGAACUACUGAAUAGUGGUAAAAUAGGUAUAUUAAGCUAUUAUACUGAGAAUUACAGAAAUUAGAGAUUCCAGCCAGACAGUUAAUGAUGCAGCUUUUAUAUAAAGCUUCAUUUCUCUUCCCAUUCUCCCCUCCCCAAAUACUCUAGUGUGCUGCUAUAGGUCUGUCAGUAAAAAGGCUAAACUAGGAGAGAGAAAUUAGAUGGUGGUAGCGUGGCUGCUGAAAGAGAAUAUAGAAGCGUAUGCUUUGAUCAAGAAACUUUUUGUAGCCUCAGAGGGAGGUCAUUCAAUUACAGAACUACCAGUUAGUAGAGAAAGGAUAGAAGAUGGAGAAGUUCUAAGGAACUGGAAAACAACAGCACACAUUUGAAGAAUUCCUGAAAUGAAUCAGGCAAACUCUGCUAAGGCAAGUGUGUAGAACUUGGCCCAGGUUGUGUGCAAGUAUGGAGAUGCUUUGUUCACAAGCAGUGACUAAAAAGUAUAUAUUUAACAGGUCUGCAGCUUCCCUUGUUGCUGAAUCAAUUGCUGAACUGUCCUUGAGUUUUAGUGAUAAGAGGACCAGGCUGUUGCCCCUUUCUUAAUCAGCCUUUUGCUUCUGCCUGACUCAUUUACUACAGACUUACUUGCAACAUCCUCAUAAAUAGCACGACAGUGAAUGCCGUGAUGCUGCAGGUUCUGGAGCAGAAAUGUUGCAGAACGACUCUGACAGAAGGGAAGGAGUCUGUUAAGGGGAGGAUUGUAUUUGUGAAGAAAUGGGCUGGUGAUACUUCAUGGAGUGAAAAGGACGGCAUUUGCACAGAGUUUAGGAGACAGACGUUGACUGCAAUGGGUGAGGCUUUGAAGAAAAGUGUCUGGGAUAACUUCAGAGAGAAAAAAGAAUAUAGCUAUUUUUAUAUUAUAUUUAAUAUAUAUUAUAUUUGUAUAUAAAUAUGAAACGAUUCUAGUAGGAGCUCUCCAUAUGCCUUCCACUUCAUCUAGAAGGUUUACCUUCUGCACUACGGUUCCAGUGUGUCACCACCUUCUGUGGGCAUCUUGCCUACUGCCAAACACCAAAAUUAGUAACCCAGCAUCCUUACAAAAAAAUAGGUUUCAUUUCAGCUUUAUGUAAAAAUGAAUAAAGUAAAGAUAUAUCAGGCAGUUUUUCACAGGAAAAAGAAAUUAUCUUAAGACUUAAAUAGCACUUUCUCUUUUUGUUUUUAGGUUGUUUUUUUUUUGAGUAAUAACAAGCACUUUACUGAAAAGACUAUUUGAAAAACAGUUUAUUUCUUUAGUCAGUGAAACUGUUAAAAAAGGGGGCGCAUUGAGGAAUAACAGAUGAAAAUGUCAAAAGAGACAUUUCUGGAAAAUGUUUCUUUAUUAUGGUGAUCCUUUGAGGUUUAAAGUGCAGGAUUAAAAAGGCUUCUAAAACCAGUUGCCUUUGUGUUUUAUAUGGCCAGGGGAAGGGAUUAGGGAUGAUAGCCUCCUUGGAAGGAGGCUUUUUAAGUUGCACAGUUGCCUAUGAGAGAGAUCAUCUGGAGGCUCAUUUGCCUGCUCAAUAAUUCUAAGUGUCCCUUAGGAUUAUAAAUUAUGUUAAAAUGUUCUGAAGGUUUAAAGAUGUGGCCUUUUUCAAAUGUUAAAGUCGAUUCAAGAAUCAUUUAUAUUUUCAGAGAUUUAACCCAGGUAUUGUUAUGAGUGUUUUAAAUGUCACGGCAUCAGGAGAUGUUAAACAUGUCAGAUUCAUAAGCUUCUCUAUUUGAAAUAAUUAUUAAAAUUAGAUGUACAGUCAGAGGGCUGGAAAAUGGUUAUUUUGAUUAAAAGGGAAAAGAGACUAGUUUUAAUAAUUAACCUUUUAUUUUUUUACUUAUCCCUGGUGGAAAAAAUUGAAGAGAAUGAAAUGGAUUUGGAUUAAAAAAGACAUAUUUAAACAAAUCAUAGUAGAUGAGACAACUGUGAGAGAACAUUUGAAAUUGUCUUGGUUGUCCAUGAGACUGGGUAGUUGCUUUUUCACUACCAUGAUUUUUAACACUACAUUCCUUGUCUUUUUCUUUUUUUGUCUUUUUUAAACAGGUGAUUUUAAACUCUGCGAUACUUCAUGCUAUGCCAUCUGCAUGAAUUUUGCCAGCAUGAUAUGCUAUAUUAAAAGAAAGUAUACCUAAAUAAAAAGGAAGGGGGGGGAAAAAACACUGUGUCUGAAAAAAUACUUUAUGGCCUAAUAACAGAGAACCCAGCUAUGACUGAGAGAUGCUGCAUUAAUAGACAAUCAAUCAAUGGGUAAUUAUUUAUGAAACACUUUUGGGAAUGGUCUUAAAGAUGUAACUGCUUUGAAAGCAGUUGGUGAGUUGUCUUUUUCUAACAAGAAAGGUAAAAAAUAUUUAUUUUCAAAUAUAUCAGAUUGAAUUUUGAGUUUUUAAGCAGUGUUGAUUUCACAGUGUCUUGGGUUUCAGUUUUGUUUUGUAUUUUUUUAACUGGCAUUAGAUUUAUAUACGUAAAAAAAAACAGAAAAACCCUAGUGCCGUUCAUAUUGACGUCAGGAAAUGUAGAUACAGUUCCCUGGUGUUCAUGUGACCAUUACUAACUGUCAAUUUUUUAACUGAAUAAAUGUAACUCAUUUAAAAUUUUGCUUUCUGUAGCUUCUAAGGUUCUAGAAGUUUUUUUCUGAGUUGCUUGAUGUCAGUUUUAUCCAAGUUUCACAGUGAAGCGCUCUUACCCUUCCCACGACUGUACCAAAGGCACUCUCUCUCUCCCCCACCCACAGAACUGACUUGUGAGAAGUUGCUUGAUGUCACUUUUAUCUUCUCUCCCCUACCCAGACAAAUGACUUGUGAGAUUUCAGUAAAAAUGCAUACUGUAUUUUUUCCUUGUCUUCUCUCUGUAUCUCUUUAUAAACUGAUGCCCCACUCUAAA
Parus major (Great Tit) is the source of this 12031-nucleotide messenger RNA. It is a transcript of the gene CLOCK, whose product is annotated as clock circadian regulator. Gene Ontology annotation, molecular function: E-box binding; DNA-binding transcription factor activity, RNA polymerase II-specific; protein dimerization activity. The transcript is spliced from 22 exons. The record is from RefSeq and is a predicted model, not a curated record. Gene Ontology annotation, biological process: circadian regulation of gene expression; regulation of transcription by RNA polymerase II. The coding region runs from base 4101 to 6680 and encodes 859 amino acids. Lineage: Eukaryota; Metazoa; Chordata; Aves; Passeriformes; Paridae. Gene Ontology annotation, cellular component: CLOCK-BMAL transcription complex; cytoplasm; nucleus.